UUUUUGCACUCGUAAGUCCAGUGUCCUAUCGCCAGACACUUCUGACAACGUACCCAUCCAGGCGAUGGUUCACUGUUCAACAUGAUUAAAAAUGUUCUCAAUGCACGAGGAAAAGUCAUCGCGGCUUUAGGUCUUUCGUCGCAACUACGUUGGCAACAAUUGACUGCUCGAUUUUCAAACCAAUGCGUAAAACUGACAAUGACGGAAAUGAUCGGUCAACAUAAUUCGGAGAACAUCAACGUCGAGGACGAAGCGGAACAUCAUUUCUCUUUAAAUUCCGUUUUGCUGAUGUACGGAAAUAAAAGCGUGGAACUGGAAGUCACAAAAGAUACAGUGAACAAGUAUCAAGACAGCUUAGCGGAGGAAGAAAAGAUAUUAGAUGCGGAAAAACAAAAUCUGGAAGAAUUAAAUCAUCAAGUGUGGUCGCUGGAAGACUCAAUUUGCGAUCAAGUAUGGCAAUUUUCGCGCGAGCACAACUUCUCCGUUAUUUUCAAACGACAUCCUUUUGUUAUAGAAAGUGAUUGUGUAAAACAAAAGAACACAAAUAACGAAGAUAAUUCAGAUGUGGAAAGGAGCUCAGAACUGAUUGAUCUGAUAAACGAAAUCGAUAAUCUCAAAGCAGAAAUAUGUAGUCUUAACUCCAAGAACAGCGUUGUUAAACAAACAAUAGAAAACGCUUUGACAAAACUUGGCGAGUUACAAGACGUUUCGGAUAACGUUACGGAAUUACUGAGAUUGAUACGUCCUUUAGAAUCGUCGUGCAAACUUGCCAUUUCAGUGCCGCUCUACAACGAAACAAUUCACACUGAUAAAAAUAAAGUCAGACGACGUAAAAGUAACGUGGUGCGCGAAGGUACACGCGAUUGUUUUAAAUUUUUGGUAAAUUGUAUAAGCACCUCCACUAUCUCUCUAAUUACUUUCGACCGUUUAGAUGCGAAGAACAAAAAACCACGCAACAAUCGUCAAUUGCCAACGACCAGAACCAAAUCAUGCUUGAAAAACAACAAAUCAAACUUCACGCCUAACGAGGAAUUAAUUACGACUCCUAAGAAUUAUCCUCAAUUAUCGCUUGAAAAAAGCGUCAUAUACACCGAGAGAACUGCGAUCACAAAUGUGUCCGAAGUAUCUGCGGAAGUACGAAUUUUUAUUUUCUUUCUAUUGACUGUUGUCUUUAUGUUUCCGCUUUACCUUGACGCUAAUGAGACAUGUAGACGCAUAUAUUUUUUAAAUCUUAAUUACAGUACACGAGUGACGAGAAAUCCAAAACUUUUACUCUGAAAAAACGCAGUGAGAUUUCCAUCAGACUCGAGCAGCACAAGUAUAAAGACUGUUACAAUUAAUUGUGUCAUAAAAACGUAUCCAAAGAAACGAUAUAAAAAACUGGGUUUAUCUCUUUUUAAGUUCACUAAAAAAAACUACUGAAAUAAAUCACAAUUGUUCUUAAUAUUUGAAAACGAACACUUCAUUGAUCAUUCUAAAGAGCGAACGAUUUAGAGCGUACGAAGAUGUUGCCGAAAAAAAUUGGAAAAUAAUAUUUUAUAAUAUAUAUUUAUGUAUUUUUUUUUAGAAAUAUUUAUACAGAGAGUGUUUCGUAAAUGUAAAUGUACAUUGUGAAUUACAUUUAAUAUUACAUAAUCUUGGAAUUAUACAUACACAUAACACAAUAUCAUGUGCGUAUGUAAUACGCA
Messenger RNA from Pseudomyrmex gracilis, 1688 nucleotides. RefSeq lists its product as uncharacterized. The transcript is spliced from 6 exons. The record is from RefSeq and is a predicted model, not a curated record. Bases 82 to 1278 code for a protein of 398 amino acids. Lineage: Eukaryota; Metazoa; Arthropoda; Insecta; Hymenoptera; Formicidae.